This is a messenger RNA of Tarenaya hassleriana, 2514 nucleotides long. RefSeq names its product MND1-interacting protein 1-like. The record is from RefSeq and is a predicted model, not a curated record. Bases 150 to 2282 code for a protein of 710 amino acids. The transcript has 3 exons. NCBI's taxonomy places the organism in Eukaryota, Viridiplantae, Streptophyta, Magnoliopsida, Brassicales, Cleomaceae.
CACGCCCUCCUCUCUGUCUUUGUGUUCGCUUCUUCUUCGUCUCUGCCGAAGCUCCUCUCCCCAGCUGAGGAAAUUAUUCAUCGUCGUUUUAAUUUUUUCAGAUUUUCGUGUAUACAUAAACGUCCCUCGUGCAGAGACAGGAGUUUCUGAUGGGUUGUACUGUGAGGGAGAAGCAUGUGCGACCUAGCCGGAAGACCCGAUCCGUGAAACCCGAAUUCGAUCCGUGUUGUUUGUUUGAUAGAACGGCUCUGUCGAAAUCCAUUGUUGAAUCGAGUCUCAAACACCUGGUUUCUCAUUCGGGACUUUCGGAUUCGGAUACGGACCCUGGCACCAUCCCCAUGUCCUCCAACUCUACUGGGGGGUACUGUACAGAGGAUCAGCUGGAGGAUAUUCUGCUGAAACAUUUGGAGUAUUUGUACAAUGAAGCUAUCUCUAAGCUCAUUGCAUUGGGUUACGAGGAGGAUGUAGCGUUGAGAGCCAUUUUGAGUAAUGGGUACUGCUAUGGUGGUAUGGAUGUGUUGACAAAUAUAAUGCAUAAUUCAUUGGCUUAUCUCAAUAGCAGUAGCACUGGGGGUAGUAACGGGAACAAUGAGGAUCAGUCGGACACCGUUUUCACAGACUUGAGGCAGUUGGAGGAGUAUUCACUCGCGGGUAUGCUUUAUUUGCUGCAACAAGUUAAACCUCAUCUGAGCAAAGGUGAUGCCAUGUGGUGUUUGCUAAUGAGUGAACUCCAUGUCGGUAGAGCAAGUACGAUGGAUAUACCGAGUUUGGGAAAUGGAACUAACAAUGCCAUGCAUAGUAAUGUGGAGGAUGUUAACGGUUAUAAUAUGAAUGGUGCGGGUGUUAUGGCACCCGCAUUAUGCAGAUUCCAUGGAGGAUGGGGUUUCGGAAAUGGGGGAGGACCGGAUUUUUCUGCUAAUGGGUUUUCUUCAUACAAUGCGGAGGUGACACUGCAGAGAGACAUAGAUUGUCCGAGGAAAUUUAAUCUUUCACCAUCCAUGAAGUCCUUGUUGAAGAGGAAUGUUGCAGCAUUUGCUGCUGGAUUUCGUGCUGCUAGUCUGAAACAUAUGCAGGUGCAAACUCAUACUAGCGGUAAUGGCGUGUCUAGUACAAAUGCUGGAUGUGCGGAAACGUGUGAGCAACCUCAAAACUCAGGAAGUGAAGAAAGUGUUAGUUCGGUGUUGGAUAAGUUUCGGGAUUUGAACCUUGAUGAGAAUCUUGAAUCAGCUGGUGAGGAUCAAAAGGAUGGCGUGAUAGUCAGUUUGAUUCAUCAGAUCAAGGAUCUUGAAAAGCAAGUAAAAGAGAGGAAGGAUUGGGCUCAUAAGAAGGCGAUGCAAGCUGCCCAAAAGGUUAGCGAUGAACUAGCCGAGCUAAAAAUGUUGAGGAGUGAGAGAGAAAAAACUCAACGGUUAAAGAAGGGAAAACAAACACUUGAAGACUCAACCAUGAAAAGGUUAUCUGAAAUGGAAAAUGCUCUAAGGAAAGCUAGCAGCCAAGUUGACAAAGCCAAUGGAGCUGUCAGAAAGCUUGAGAAUGAAAAUGCAGAAAUCCGAGCAGAGAUGGAGGCUUCCAAAUUAAGUGCAGCAGAGUCGCUUACUGCAUGUGUGGAAGCAGCAAAGAAGGAGAAAAAGUGCUUGAAGAAGCUUCUGGCCUGGGAGAAGCAGAGAAUGAAGUUGCAGGAUGAGAUUACCUCUGAGAAAGAAAAAAUCAAGGCGCUUAAUAGGUCUUUAGCUCUGAUCAACCAGGAAGAAAAGGAAAAUGAGGCGAAAUGGAGGCGGGAGCAGGAAGCUAAGGAGAAAGCAGUGGCUCAAGUGGAGGAAGAACAACGUGCCAAGGAAGCAGCCGAAGCUAGCAAUAAACGGAGGCUCGAAAGCUUGCGUUUGAAGAUCGAAAUAGAUUUCCAGAAGCACAAGGAUGAUCUCCAAAGACUUGAACAAGAGCUCUCCCGGCUGAAGCCCUCUUCUGCUGCUGCUACUCCAUCCACAACGGAAUCAAGCCUUCAAUCCGAUAAGACCUCCCCCACUGGAGAAGCCAUUUCCAGGCUGCUUGAGGAGCUUGAUAGGCUCGACGGGUCGUAUGAAAAGGAGGCGAACUACGAUAGGGAAUGCGUCAUAUGCAUGAAGGAUGAGGUUUCCAUCGUGUUUCUACCAUGCGCUCACCAAGUCAUAUGUGCAAGCUGUAAUGACAGCUUCAUGGGCAAAAAGGGUAGUGGCAAAAUCACCUGUCCCUGCUGCCGAGCUCCUGUUCACCAGAGGAUCCGUGUCUUUGGAGCAACUUAUUAGCCAAAAUAGCUUUUGGGGUUUGAAAGAGAACACAGCUCAGGUUCUUCUUUUUCAUGGCCAAUACCUUUUUUAUUUUAUCCCUCAAGUCUGCUUUCACAGUUCUAUGAAAUCUGGACUUGCAUUGCAUGAUAUAGUUUUUCUUUUUGGGAGUUCUUGAGAAAGUGUUUCCUGGUUGCUGCUCUUUCCGGGAUUUGAGGAUGUAAGUAAAUAAAAUCGAUAGCUUCUGUUACUA